Molecule: messenger RNA, 3495 nt
Organism: Ilyonectria robusta
Lineage: Eukaryota; Fungi; Ascomycota; Sordariomycetes; Hypocreales; Nectriaceae
Exons: 4
Coding region: 1-3495 (1164 amino acids)
Biological process (GO): signal transduction; actin cytoskeleton organization
Cellular component (GO): cytoplasm
Source: RefSeq, a predicted model, not a curated record
AUGGCCUCGGGUUACGACAAUGCGCCGCCCGCCGACCAUGGCCACGGCGACCACCCCCAUACACACGACUUCCCCGGCCAGGACCUGGGUCACCCGUCCGAUCCAAACUGGCAGAACGGCAACCACGGGACACCUGAAAGCGGCUACCGACUGAGGCCCACCGGUUCUGCGCCCUCUACCCCGAAUCCUCCUCCGACUGGAUGGGAUGAGGAGCAGCCCCUCCGCAAGAGUGCUGAGCGGAAUAGGUCGCGAGGGCGGAGCGGGAGAUCCGCCAGCGGCCAGCAGAGGGUUUGCAAUGCGUGUGGAGAGUCCUUGACGGGCCAGUUUGUUCGGGCCCUCGAUGGCACCUUUCAUCUCGACUGUUUUAAAUGCCAGGACUGUGGCCAAAUCGUAGCAUCCAAAUUCUUCCCGGCCGAAGACGAGAACGGUCAGGGGCAAUAUCCUCUGUGCGAGACGGACUACUUCCGGCGGCUCAAUCUGUUGUGCUACCAGUGCGGAGGGGCACUUCGAGGCUCUUACAUUACCGCCCUGGAGCGCAAGUACCACGUCGACCAUUUUACCUGCUCCUUAUGUUCAACCAUUUUUGGAGCCCAGGACAGCUACUACGAACAUGACGGAAAUGUCUACUGCCACUACCAUUAUUCCACCCAGUUCGCACAACGCUGCAACGGCUGCCAGACCGCCAUUCUGAAGCAGUUUGUCGAGAUAUUCAGGAACGGUCAGAACCAACAUUGGCACCCCGAAUGCUACAUGAUUCACAAAUUCUGGAAUGUCCGUUUGGCACAACCCACCGAUGUCCCGCCCGCGCUGUUAGGGUCGGAUGAUCCUGCCGGCAGGGACUUGAUUCGAACGGAGGAGGAGCGUAUGGAAGAGAAGGUGUUUAAGAUAUGGAGUGUCCUGUCAGCCUUCGAAGAGUCCUCGGCGGCCUGCAUUUCCGAUAUGCUUCUCCACGUUAGCAACGGUGCUUACGUUGACGGUGUCCUUGUUGCUAAGCGCUUCAUCUGGCACGUCGAGAUUCUAUUCCAGUCGGCGGAUCGGCUCGACGCCACCAUGAUCCGCCUGAAUGACAAAGCAAUGUCCUAUGGACGAGAAGCCAAGCUUCUCUGUAAGAAGAUUGUUUCCUUCUUCUCUUUGUUGUCAAAGACACAAGAUAACGGAACCCGCAAACUUGGUGUAACACAGGAACUACUUUCUCUCGUUACCGGCCUCGCACAUUACCUCAAACUGCUCAUUCGAAUAUGUCUCCAAGGAGCUCUGCGCCUGGAGCGCGAGACAACCGCCUCCGAAGGCCUGUACCAAUUCCUCGACGACCUGAGCGACCUCGACGUCUUGAAGAACGACGACGGCCAGUUGCAGGUGACUGCAGGCGGUGCGCGGCUCUCCGCCAAUGACUCGGAUCACUGUGCUCUGUGCAACAGAUCGGUGGAGGAUGAAUGUGCCAAGAACGGCGACCUGCGGUGGCAUCUGAAUUGUCUUAAGUGCUCGAGAUGUGCCCGAGAGCUCGGUCGAACACUGGACGAGGCUCGCUACAAUGCCUUUGACCGCAAAAUCUACUGCGCCGGUUGCAUUGGCAUCAACACAGAGCCGUCCAUGAUCUUCGAGCACGUGUCGAAGUUGCAACAAUACGUGUUCCUGCUCCGAGUCGCAUUGGCCCGACUCCUGGAUAUUCUAAGAAGUAAUGGCGCCUUGCCUCCCUCUGGAGAGGACCCCGGUGCCAACGGACACGGCGCAUCUGACGGCUCUGGUGGACCAAGUGACCCGAGGCAGCGUGGCGACUCUCAAUCAAGGGGUGUUGGGGGGGACAAGGAGAAUCAUCGCGAGUCGUCUUAUGAGAACACUCUGAAUGACGUACGCAGACUCCGAAGCACGCGUCUCGACAGGCACCUCUCAUCGAGUGUGCGACAAGCUCGAACAUCGCGCGUGAUGGAUGCUGACGGCCGCGGACCCCGACCGGGCUCGGCUGGUGACGGUGGCCAAGCUCACGGUCCUCAGGGAUCAACUGAUCUCAUGUUCGCACAAAACGACGCUAUUACUCUUGACGACAUUUCUAGGAUUGUCGCUGUCGAACAGUCGCGUGAACAGCAGUCGCGAGCUCCACCGGAUGGCCAACGGGGUGCCCUCGGCCCUGGACAGCUUGGGCAUCAACGGACACGGUCAACUGACCGGGAUCAAGAUCGCGGUGCUGAUGGCAUGCCGACUCACAUUGGUCGAAAAUUCUUCUCGGAGCUUUCUGGUCUCGAGUACUUCAACGUUCGCCAUCUAGCAGUUUUAACUAUGCAACCCAUGAUCGAGCAGGAGUUUUCUCUCGAUGAGCUGCUGAGCUUCAUUGAGUCGCGGAAGCAAGCCACUUUUUGGAAGAACUUGGGGAAAGCGUUCAAGAACGACAAGAGCAAGAAUGUCAAGAAGAAGGGCGUCUUUGGUGUCCCUCUGGAGAUCAUCAUCGAGCGAGAUGGCGCUGACUCGACCGAUGGUGUGGGGCCCGGUACGCUCCGUAUCCCCGCUGUUGUGGACGAUAUCGUGUCUUCAAUGAGGAAGAUGGAUCUCUCAGUUGAGGGCGUGUUCCGAAAGAACGGAAACAUCAAGAAGCAGCAGGGCCUGGUGGAAAAGAUCAACGCUGAAGGCUGCGAUGUGGUCAACUUUAUGGAACAACCUGUUGUCCAGCUAGCCGCUCUCCUGAAGCGGUACCUGCGGGAUCUACCAGAUCCUCUCAUGUCGCACAAACUGUACGGGCUGUGGGUCAGCGCAGCCAAGAUCGCUGAGCCCGAGAAGAGGAAACAAUGUCUACACUUGACUUGUUGUCUCUUGCCCAAGAGCCAUCGCGACAGUCUCGAGAUCUUGUUCAGCUUCCUCAAGUGGGCUGGCUCAUUCCAUCAACUCGACGACGAUGGCGGAUCAAAGAUGGACAUCAGAAACCUUGCAACUGUCAUCGCGCCCAACAUUCUCACCAAUGCCUCCAAGGCACCCGCUCUAGAUAGCGAGGCUAUCUAUGUUAUUGAUGCAGUAGAAAUGCUCAUCACGUAUAUCGAAGAGAUGUGCCAGGUCCCGGAUGAAAUCCUCGGCCUUCUCAAUGACCCAUAUAUCUUCAGCAACAGCGGUGAUCUCUCUACCAAGGAUAUCCUCAAGCGAUUCCAGGAUCGCCGAGGACAAAUCUCGAUUUCAGAUGUCAACGAGGUGUACAACCGCCAGGAUAACUCCACACGGCCACCAGCCAGGCGAGUUGAAACGGACCCGGCGGUCUGGCAGGGAGAGGCAACCGUGCGAACAAUCCAGGAACCACCCAUGGUCCAUACCCAGAAUGGCCCGGGAACUCCUCCCAAUAGAUGGAGGGGCCGGAAUGAUGGGCCCAACCCGUCCCCGUAUGGCGGCAGCCAGUUCAACCAGUCAGACAGUCAGCUCGAUAAUUCCGAGCAUAGCCAGCGACGGGAGUGGCGGAACUCCAAUUCUGGUUGGAGACAGCAAGGCAAUGGUGGACUAGGCGUGUCGGGUAACUCAUGA